Messenger RNA from Papilio polytes (common Mormon), 1826 nucleotides. RefSeq names its product switch-associated protein 70-like. Gene Ontology annotation, cellular component: cytoplasm; nucleus. The coding region runs from base 131 to 1663 and encodes 510 amino acids. The record is from RefSeq and is a predicted model, not a curated record. The transcript has 11 exons. NCBI's taxonomy places the organism in Eukaryota, Metazoa, Arthropoda, Insecta, Lepidoptera, Papilionidae.
AAGCUGCCAGUGUGAACUUCGAACGCGCGGCCGCUCGACGUGUGCCUUGUCCCCAUUAAAAAAACAAAAUGUUCUAUGGUGCACAGAUUAAAAAGGAUAUCAAUUAAUGUGAUUGUGGGUAGUGUCUAAAAUGUCGACUCUUUUGAAGAAUGUUACGAACUGCAUUUGGCAUGCCUUCGACUCCUUGCAGAAUAACGAGGUCGUCCAUAAAUCGAAACUGAAGGUGUUAACAGCGAACAUCGGUACAUUACUAGACUUGUACGGUGUAGAGAAGGGUUUGGACCACUUCAGGUCCUCUCAGGAGCUGACAUUCGACGAGUUCCGCUACUACCUGCAGCAUGAGGUGUUCAGCUCGCUGCCGAAGACCGUCACACUGCCGGUUGUUAGGGAAUACGAGAAGAAAAUAAGUGAAGUGUGUUGGUUUGUCUGCCGUAAGAGCCUUUUGAGCCGCGACAAGCCCGUCUUUGGCGAUGACUCCGUGUUCAAACUCUUCAGAAUCUUCUGCCUGCUUGCUGACCUUGUCCAAGACUCUGAAGAAUCAAGCCGCUAUGUGGUGGUUCUGCAGCCAUCGGAAGCGGGCAUAGUGGCGGAGCAGCUAGUACUGUGCCUGGGGCUAAGGUGGGAUGCGGCGGACUGGGAGGCUCUGGGCAGCUCCAUCGGCCACUUCAAGUGGGCGGCCUUCCUCGCUGUGCUCGAGGCCAAGUACUGCUGCGACCAUCAGCACGCUGAGGCCCUUGUGGAGGCCGUCGACGAGAUAUACGAUGUUUUCAUCGAGGAUAUUAUAAAGAAGGGUUACCUGUACAAACGGGGGUACCUGCUGCCGACGAUGCGGGAGUACUGGUGCGUGCUGCAGCCGUGCGCGCUCACCUACUACAAGAGCUCGGCGCAGCGCGAGCAGUGCGGCCGCGUCGCCAUCGACGAGUACUGCUCCGUGGAGGCCGCGCCCAGCGCCGGCGACGGCAAACUGCAGCGGUUCCAGCUCGUCACCCCGGAGAGGACGUUCGAGUUCGCCACUCAGGAUCAUAAGAGCCGGCUGCAGUGGGUGUCUGCGCUGCGGCAGGGGGAGACACGCGCGCGCCUGCAGAGUGAGGUCCGCGCGCGCCUCGCCGCUGAGGCUCAGGCACAGGAAUUAGCAGAAUUAUCAAAAAAGGAUAGUAAGAAGUUAGAAGAGCUAAAGAACGCGCAAGCAGAACUUGAAAGACUUCUACAAGAGGAGACGCAGGCUAAGAAAGAUGAAGAGAUUGUGAGAGCUUUGCAAGCAAGAGUUCUGACUGAAGAAUGGGAAAAAAGAGAAGAGCUAGAACGUCUCCAAGAAGAACAGAAUAGAAUGUUGGAAGAGGAGAGACUUAAGAGGAAACAGUUCGAAAUGCUUCAAGCUGAGAAAGAGGCACAAUUCAAAGAGGCCGAAAGAAGACUGAAGGAGUUAGAAGAAGAGAAGCAGAGACUUGACGCAGAACUGAGAGCGGCGCAGGAGAAGAUAUCACAGACCGAGCACAACGCCCUGGCACUGCAUGUACAGCUGAGGGAUUAUCCAAUAUUCCGUAAUGGGGAAAGAGCUCGUCGCGCGAUAUCGUUUGUGCCAACAACCAAAAGUUCCUCCGACACUCUCAUAGACGUAAAAGCUAUCAGACAUCUCAAAGUACUUGACGACGAUAGUUUAUGAUCAAAACAGAAGCCAACUUAAUAAAAUGAUGAGCAAAAUUAAAAAUAUUGAAAGUAAAAUAAAUACUGCAAAGACAAACAACCACGGGACAAGAGAGAGAGUGUAGGAAAUUGGGAAAAAUCGAGAAUCUAAUAUUUUAAGGUCAUGUUAAUUUUUUUAACUA